AUGGCAAUGCAAUCAAUUAAUGGACUAAAUAAUAAUAAUAAAUCAUACGAUCUGAUUUUGGACGUCGGUUGCGGUGACGGCGGUAUAACUAAGUUGUUGGCCAAACAUUUACGACAUAAACUGGUGGUCGGUAUCGAUGUGGUCGACGAUAUGAUAAGCUAUGCACGCAAUCAUAGUACUGAUGAUAACAACGACAACACCAUUGAGUAUGUAUUGCAGGACAUGGAUAUCGAUUGGCUUCGGAUGUGUCCACGGAUUCGCCAAUUGGAGUCAAAAGUGGAUCUAAUAUUCAGUAACUUUGUAUUAGAAUAUAUGGCAAACAAAUGGCUAGUAAUGGACACAUUUGGCCACUUGUUAGCCACGGGCGGCGUAUUUCACGCCAAUAUAUUUAUAUUACCCGAUUUGAAUAAAAAACUACCCGAAAACGGUCAGAAAAAAUGGUGGUAUCAAUCGCGGGAAAAACAAUUAGACGAUUGGCGUCAGAGUCUAACGGAUAAUCAGUUUCUGAUUAAACAGUUUGAGACCAUAGAUGUCUGUUGGCCUACGGAUAGACAGAAAAUGAUUGAUUAUCCACAACAUCACCAUUCAAUACCUAUCCAACAAAAAACAUGUGAAUACUUUAAAAAUGGUUAUGUCUAUCGCGGUCCAUGCAAACAAAGCUCAUAUACCUAUGGCAGUGGUAGUUAUCAUCGUAAAAGACCCAUACAUGUUAACAAGCACAAACACCAACAACAACACAAACAACAACAACAACAUGUAGACAACGAUUACAGUACUCCCUGUACUACUGUCGAUGGUUUGGCCGGUCUGUGUCGGCCACCGGCCUAUUGUUUCAGUCAAUACGACACUAUUGAACAGUAUUUGGAAAAUCAAUGCAAACUCAAUGGUCAGGGUUUGCCGCCCGGUAUUUGUUGUCCGAAAGAGGUUGUCCGCGAACCGGCCGUUCAAUUAAUUCCCAUCAGAAUCCCGAUACCAGUCGAACCGGUCGAACCGCUAGACAUUGACCAGCAAUCGGUUGCCGAAGCGGCCGACGAAAGCCGAAAGAUAAUCAAAAAUCAGGUGGCAAUCGAAAGGGAACUCAUAGGAGCCGGCUUUUUCCAACGUACCAAUACUAUGGAAUCCUAUCAUCAGGCCUUUUUCGGACCGGACGAUCCCGAAAUACAAAAGAUACAAUUGGACGGAUUGGUAGCAUUGGAGACGACCUUACAGUUAGCUAAAAAGUAUGAGUUGACACCACAACAGGCUCGCGAUGGCCUACAAAAGUAUUCCCUGGCCGAUACAUCCCAGUCAUCCCACUGUCUAAAAACACCGAUUUGCGACCGACUGGCCAAAUACAGGACAUACGAUGGCAGUUGCAAUAAUCUCCGAUAUCCACUAUGGGCUAAAUCGUUGACCCAAUUUAUUAGGUUAGUACCGCCUGCCUAUGCCGAUGGUCUCAACGAGCUUCGGGUAUCAGUCGAUGGCGGACCGUUACCGUCGCCCCGGGAGGUGUCAUGUAAAUUGGCUCUAGACUUUGAUAUACCUGAUCGUAAAUUUUCGCUAUUAGUCAUGCAAUGGGGACAGAUUAUUGAUCACGACUUGACAUUAACUGCAUCGACACGUGCGACAACCGGUGAAGGUUUGCACUGUUGCAACGAGGAUGCCACCCGUCAGGUCAGGAUUAAACAUCCGGCCUGUAAGCCGAUUAUCAUACCCCGUAACGACCCGUUUUAUAGCCGACACAAACAUUUUUGCAAUAAUUUUGUCCGCAACGCUGCCGGUCCUAAAUAUGACUGCAAUUUAGGUUAUAGAGAGCAGAUAAACACAUUAACCCAUAUAAUAGAUGGUUCAAUGGUUUAUGGCUCUACUGAGGAACGGGCUAAACAUUUACGGUCAUUCAAAAAUGGCAAACUACGGGUCGACAAAGUCAAUGGCUACGAGUUUUUACCGUUUGACACACAAAACCGGUCGGACGAGUGCGCAAUACCGGCCAAUCUUCAACGUCAACGCAAUUAUCAUUGUUUUGUCGGAGGUGACGUUAGAGUCAAUGAACAAACUGGGCUAACAAUGUUGCACAAUGUGUUGCUCAGAGAGCAUAACCGUAUCGCUACAGUACUCGAGGAGUUAAAUCCCGACUGGACAGACGAAAUAGUAUACCAGGAAAGUAGGCGUAUAUUAGCCGCCGAAAUACAGGUUAUUACUUAUAAUGAAUGGAUGCCACUUAUAAUAGGUAGGCGAGUCAUGAAAGAGUUUAAUCUAUUACCCAAACCGGACGGUUAUACCUAUGAUUAUGACGAUGGCCUGAAUCCGGGUAUAUUCAAUGAGUUUGCAACGGCUGUCUACAGGUUUCAUACGUUGAUACAGGGUCUACUAAGAUUGUUGAACAAUGCCGGCAAAGUUACCCAAACCAUACAACUGAGACAACAUUUCAAUAAUCCUUCAUCACUGUAUAGAAAGGGAGCCUACGAUGAGUUUAUCAACGGCUAUACGGGAAACCCGACCCAAACAUUUGACCAAUUUUUUACCGAAGAUAUAGUUAACCACUUGUUUCAAGAACACGAUUCCAAGUUUGGCAUGGAUUUGAUUGCAUUGAACAUUCAACGAGGUAGAGAUCAUGGACUACCCGGCUAUAAUGAUUUCCGUGAGGUGUGCGGUAUGCCUCGUAUCGAUAGUUUCAAACACUUGGAUAAAGUUAUGCGCCGCGGAUCGGCUGAGAUCAUGGCCUCAAUCUAUAGACAUGUAGACGACAUAGAUCUGUUUAUAGCCGGCAAUCAUGAGAAGCCAUUGCCCGAUGCAGUAGUUGGUCCAACAUUUGCCUGUAUAUUAGCUGAACAAGCUAGGAGAAAUAAAGUUGGCGAUAGGUUUUGGUUUGAAAACGGAAAAAUGAAAAACUCAUUUACUAUUGCCCAAUUAAAUGAGCUACGUAAAUCUAGUUUGGCGGCACUGGUAUGCGAUAAUAGCUAUCAUAUUGAAAAAAUGCAAACAUUAGCUUUUUUACAACCGCUUGACUGGAACCCUCGAAUUGAUUGUUCAAAAAUAACACGGGUCAAUUUGAAAUUAUGGAAAAAUGAGAAAAUUUAUUAA
Messenger RNA from Oppia nitens, 3063 nucleotides. RefSeq names its product peroxidase-like. The record is from RefSeq and is a predicted model, not a curated record. Gene Ontology annotation, molecular function: heme binding; peroxidase activity. The transcript is spliced from 25 exons. Gene Ontology annotation, biological process: response to oxidative stress. The coding region runs from base 1 to 3063 and encodes 1020 amino acids. Lineage: Eukaryota; Metazoa; Arthropoda; Arachnida; Sarcoptiformes; Oppiidae.